Molecule: messenger RNA, 1673 nt
Organism: Anopheles arabiensis
Lineage: Eukaryota; Metazoa; Arthropoda; Insecta; Diptera; Culicidae
Product: serine protease grass-like
Exons: 2
Coding region: 146-1453 (435 amino acids)
Biological process (GO): proteolysis
Molecular function (GO): serine-type endopeptidase activity
Source: RefSeq, a predicted model, not a curated record
CAUAUGUAGAGAAACACACCAGGUGGUAGAAAUCGAAAAUGUUAUCUUCCCUCCUGAACAUCUAAGAUACGGGUUUGCAUUAAUAGAGCUACUCGAACCGCCGAAUCUUGACGACAAAUUCGUCAAACCCAUCUGUUUGCCGUUCAUGGACCAGCUGCAUAGGCACAAUCAGACAGAAGUGUUAAUAUUGUCCAAGGGUGAUUCGUAUGAGAUUGAAAGUAAAAAGUUAACGACGGUUGAUUACCGGAAUUGCCAGCAACGAUUUUUACUAGAAAAACAUUUUCAUAGCCACAAUGAGAACUAUACGUGUGCAAUCGAGGCGGAAAAGCUUCGAAAAAUGCCAUUAUAUAGCAUGCUGGGCAGUCCGAUGCAGAAGCCGAUACGCUACGGAGGAAGCACGCGCUACUUUUUGUACGGGAUGGAUAUCGAAAAUUUAUAUGGUCAAUAUAGUAUUUUGCCUUUGAAGUAUGGUCCCUACCUGUUUGAGAGUGUUACCAAGGAAGCACUUGACUGGAUAGUGGAGAACAUACGGGUAAAAUGGCGACAAACUUCAUUCAUUAGCACAAGCAAGAAUGAACGGGUGCAUUUGAGCCCAGUUCAGCAUGCUUCCAAGAGGGCAUUGUUUAACUUUAACACCUGUGGGGAAUCAUCAAGCAACUAUCCAAUGCCAUGGAUGGGGAAUGUAUUCUCCAAUGCACCGUUUUUCAACGUAAGCAGAUGUUUGGCAACACUCAUUACCGACCAAUACGUUGUUGGUUCAGGAUAUUGUUUCAGUGAUAUUACUUCAGAAUACGUAAUUGUAUUUGGAUUUCCUAAAGAAAACCCUUUUCAAAGAGAAUGUUCUGAGACAAAUGACUCUGCAUCUUGUCCUCUUCCUAAGCAAAGCGUUACAACCCAAAGGAUCUUCUUACAUCCACGAUACAACCGAACCAACUAUGGCAACGAUAUCGCGUUGGCUAAGCUUUUUACUCCUGUGGAUACAUCUCAACCGAAUGUGAAGCCCAUCUGUUUGCCGAUCAUUGAUGAAAUACGUAGUUAUGAUACAUCGAGCUUGGUUAUGGAUAUUGGAGAUUACUCGAAUAAUCAGAUAAAACUGCUCAACGUUGAUGACAGGUUUAUACAUCUGACGGAUUGUGAAAAACGGUGGCAAGGUUUGAAAGUUAAAUUUACAAUAGAUGAGUCGAAGCAUUGUGUGAUUAAGAGACGUACGAUCGAUGAAGAAUGUGUUCGUGUAUUCGUUGGUGCAUCGCUUCACUCAUUGCAAAGACUAGAAUCGAGUGAAAGACACUUUCUGCGCGGAUUUCAAGUGAUCUCUCCAGGAGAAUGUAGUAUCUAUUAUCCUGUAGUUUACACAAACACAGAUGGGUAUUUGGAUUGGAUACUAGAAACUAUGGAGCAGCCAGUAGGUUUGCCGUUUGAUCUGCGAAAGGAACUUAUAUUUAGUGAGAAAUAAAACAAAAUCCCUUUUCACCUUUCCUGUUGGAAAGCGAGCAAUCAAAAUGGAUGUACAUCUCCCGACAACGAUCUUUUUCGGUAGAAAUGCAUGGAAACCGUACGGGUUAUUAACUUUAGAGCUGUUUUUUAAUCGAUACGUCAUAUUUUUCAUCAGAACUGGAAACGCCAUCCCAAGCCUGUUCGAUUUGUAUGGACUUCAAAUACGAGUUGUUUCUGAU